Messenger RNA from Closterium sp. Yama58-4, 2676 nucleotides. The record is from the annotation of a GenBank genome assembly. Lineage: Eukaryota; Viridiplantae; Streptophyta; Zygnematophyceae; Desmidiales; Closteriaceae.
AUGCCUCCGUCCUCCCCAGUCCCUCCUCGUCUAUCCGUCCUCCCCGGUCCCUCCUCGUCUAUCCGUCCUCCCCGGUCCCUCCUCGUCUAUCCGCCCUCCCCGGUCCCUCCUCGUCUAUCCGUCCUCCCCGGUCCAUCCUCGUCUAUCCGUCCUCCCCAGUCCCUCCUCGUCUAUCCGUCCUCCCCGGGCCAGCGCGCGGAGCUGUUUGCAGUGCGCGCAGCCAAGGCGCUGGCGGCGCUGAACGGGCGCUCGCAGGUCUCCCAGGCCGACCUCGUCCGCGCCGCGCAGCUGGCCAUAGUGCCACGUGCCACGGUGUCAUUGGCCAGCGAGCCCAGCAGCAGCCCGCCCCAGUCCGGCCGGGCAGCACCCCCUCCUCCCAGCAGGCGGGCGGAGGACAGCAAGGAGGAGGCACAGGAGGAGCAGGAGGGCGAGGUGAGGGGAAGCGCGAGAGCGUGGGAGAGGGGCGGGGAAAAAGGGGCGUACAUGGGGGGGAGGGGAGGUGGAAUGGAGGGUGAGAAGCAAGGGGUAGGGGCUGAUGUGGACCUGUUGGUCCCAGCGUCUUUCUUGACCGCCCCACCUCUUUCCUCUCUCCCACCCCCCCCACUCUCCUGCCUUUCUCUCCCCCCUCUGCCCUUCCCCCAGCCGCCCUCAGUGGACGAGGAUCAGCUUGUCCCGGCAUCCUUCGUCGUGGCAGCGGAGGACACGCGCCUCGACGCCGCCGCCCUGCAGCUGUUCCAGCGGGCGGCGCGCAGGGCAGGGCGGGCGGGGCGGUCGAAGAAUAAGAUCUACUCGGAGGAGCGCGGGCGAUACGUGAAGGCGCUGCUGCCUAAAGGCAAGGUGGUGUUCAUAGUGGAUGCGAGUGGCAGCAUGGCGCUGAACCGCAUGGGGGCAGCCAAGGGAGCAGCGCUACAGCUGCUGGCGGAGAGCUACAGCAAGCGCGACAGCAUCGCCGUCGUGCCCUUCCACGACCAACACGCUGACCUCCUCGUGCCGCCCUCCCGCGCUGUCGCCCUUGCCCACAAGCGGUACGUGAGUGGUGGUGCCACUGGGUUAUGGGGUGCAGGAAGGCUGAACGGUGAGGCAGUGAGAGCUUCAGCAAGCGCCACAGCAUCGCCGUCGUGCCCUUCCAUGAUCAGCAAGCUCACCUCCGUGUGCCGCCCUCCCGUGCCGUCGCCCUCGCUCACAGGCGGUGCGUGCCGUGAGCGCUACAGCGUGCGGGAUGGUGCCACCGGGGAGAUCGAGCAGCCGUGCCAUUCCCUGCCCAGUCGCUGCCCGCCUGUCCUCUUGUCCCCGGGGCUUUCCUUCAAGACCUUCUCACAUAGCACCUAUGCCUCUCCUUCUAUUCCACUCCUCUCCAAUCACUCUCAACAGGCCAUGCAAGAAAAUGCUCACUGCUGCACUCGUUCCCCACCACCCCCACCUAUCUGCCCCCCUCCUACACCACCGCCCUCCCCCUAUCUUUCCCCCAGCCUGGAGAGUCUGCCAUGCGGGGGCGGGUCACCGCUGGCGCACGCGCUGGUGGUGGCGGUGCGGGCGGCGGAGGUGGCUCGGAGGCGGGGCGACGUGGGGCAGGUGGUGGCGGUGCUCAUCACCGACGGCCGCGCCAACGUGCCGCUCUCUGCAUCGCUCGAGGCCAUGGAGGGGGGCGGUGGUGGCGGAGAGGGUGCGACGGGGGCAGGGGGGGAAGAGAAGCUUCCUCCGCGGCUGGAAGACAUCAAGGAGGAGGUGCUGAGCAUAGCGGCCAAGAUGGGGGCAGCGGGCAUACAGCUGCUGGUGAUCGACACGGAGAACAAGUUUGUUUCCUCUGGCUUUGCAAAGGAGAUUGCGAAACACUCUCAAGGAAAAUACUUUUAUCUACCGCAUGCAACCGUCGCUGCUUCUACUGCGUCUUCUCCACCUCAACCAUUCUUUAUGCUCAACAGCGACGUGAUCUGCGACUAUCCAUUCAAAGGACUGCUUGAGCUUCAUGUCAGCCGUGGUGCCGAAGCUACACUUAUGGUGACUCGCGUUGAGGACCCCAGCAAGUAUGGUGUCGUGAUAAUGGAUGAUGCAGGUGCCGUCAGCCGUUUCGUGGAAAAGCCAAAGACAUUCGUUGGUGAUACUAUCAACGGAGGCAUUUACAUUCUAAGCCCGUCCGUCCUUGAGAGGGUUGAGCUGCGGCCUAUGUCAAUUGAGAAGGACAUUUUUCCAAGAAUUGCCAUGGAUAAGAAGUUGUAUGCCAUGGUUCAUACAGGCUACUGGAUGGAUGUUGGGCAGCCCAAAGACUACCUAGAAGGGAUCAAGACGUAUUUGCAUCACAAGAGAAGUUCACAUCCAGAGAUGCUGGCCACUGGAAGCAACAUUGUUGGGAAUGUGAUCGUAGAUCCCUCUGCUACCAUCUCCAAGAGCGCGUCUGUUGGCCCUGAUGUUGUCAUUGGCCCUAAUUGCAUCAUCCACGAUGGUGCGAGGAUUCAUGGAAGUGUUCUCUUGGGCGGUUCUCGAAUUGGCUCAGGUAGCCUGAUUCUGAACAGCAUUAUUGGCUGGAACUCAACCGUGGGGAAGUGGACACGCAUUCAGAAGAAUUCUGUCCUGGGCGAGGAUGUCACUGUGAACGAUGAGGUGCUGAUCAAUGGCGCAAAGGUUUUGCCUCACAAGGAGGUGAAGGCAGAUGUUGAUACUCCACAGAUCAUAAUGUAG